Notechis scutatus (mainland tiger snake) is the source of this 1633-nucleotide messenger RNA. RefSeq names its product pancreatic progenitor cell differentiation and proliferation factor like (gene PPDPFL). Gene Ontology annotation, biological process: cell differentiation; multicellular organism development. The record is from RefSeq and is a predicted model, not a curated record. NCBI's taxonomy places the organism in Eukaryota, Metazoa, Chordata, Lepidosauria, Squamata, Elapidae.
AAAGCCCUGGAGUCAGGCAUGUGAAGUUAAGAGUGCGUUUGUGAAUGGUUCUUCAAAAUCACUGUGUUCCUGCUACGUUUCUACAACCCAGCUUUAUUGUUCUCCAAGGACGUACGUAGAUUUGGUGGGAUCUGGUUGCCUGAAAAAAGUGAAAAGGUGUUCCAGGACACUGCACUGCGAGAUCAUAAAGGGUGCUCUGCAACAACAUAACAAUGACAACUGUGCCUUCAGCUGGCUGCCUUUUAGCCAAGAACCACUAUUACAGAACACGAUUGAAUUCUGAAUCCAGUGUUUCUUCAAGCAGUUCAUCUUCCUCUUCUGAUCCCAUGCCAUUCUCAGACCAGGAAAAAAAUCAUCAUGGCCUACCUGAAAUAUUUGAAAAGUGCUGGUGGAUAAAAAGCUUUUUUCAUAGUGAGCCAACACCUCCAAAUGUAGGCAGAAAAACCUUAUCAGCCAGCAGUACUAACAGCUGAUUGGGAUAUCAAGUUGAAAGUUCCUGCUGGGACAUUAUAGACAGUCAUGUCUUGAAAUGAAUUCACUUCUGUGAAGAAAAUGAACUACUUGAGGAUUCAGUUGUAGAAGAAAUACAGAUUAUCAAGGAUUUAAUCAGAGCUUAUUCAACAAGCAACCAUCUUUACAGUGUCUGCUGCAAGAAUUCUUGAUAAUGAACAGGUGUCCUAUGUUUCAUAAUUUUUGUGUUUCACAAGAGAAAAUGCAAAUGCAAAGUGUAGUGGGAUAUGGUAUAUCUGAUGAUUUGGGAUAUCUUUUACUAAACUGAAAUGCUGUAGAUUUUUUGGGUCAAAAUCUUUUAAUGUUAACAUGCAUUUUAUACAAUGGUGCCUUUUUACUUAGCAAAAUAUACCACCUCUUUCCACAGAAUUUAAGUUUGGAAUGUUAACUAUAAUAAUCUUCUACUCAUGAAUAAUUUACUUAAAUGCCAAAUACAAAUUUCUCUUACUUGUCAACAGCUAGAAGAAAGCUGGUUAAGGCAUUAUUUAUGAUCCACAUUAAAAAACAAAAAUGGAAUAUACAUAGUAUUAAACUCCUUAUCUGAUUCUAAUUCUACUAUUUGCAUUGGAGCUUUAUUUCAUAGGUAUGUUACUAUUGUAUAUUACUGCUUUGACAUCAAAUAGUGUACAAUUUAUAUCAACUCUUCAAAUUAGAGAUAAUUUAAAAAACUCUGGAUUAAUUUUUAUUUUAUUUUUGAUGUAUACUAUUCUGUUUCAAAGCAUAGGAAAAAAACAGACCCAUGUUCUGCUUUGUAGGAGUUGUAAGUUUUAUUUACUUAUAAGGAAUAUAUAUUUGUAUCACAUGAGAAAAUCUGUGAGUGCUGAAUAUUCUAAAUUGAAUUAUUUAAUAUAUUGAUGAUGCUUCUAAUGUUCCUUUGUUAUCCUUUUAUUCUUCUGAUUAAUUAUACACAAUGUUCUGUAGUAUGAAUGAAUAGUAACAUCAAGUUUGAACAAUUUUGCUUUAUCAAAUUAUUACUUACCUGGAUGCAAUAUUGCUGACUGCAUACCUGGAUGCAUAAUGCUUUAAACACACACACACACACACACACACACACACACACACACACACACACACUGUAUACCCCUCUAGUGGAAAGAGAUUAAUAUAGCACAAUAAAAUAUAA